Molecule: messenger RNA, 2598 nt
Organism: Spodoptera littoralis (African cotton leafworm)
Lineage: Eukaryota; Metazoa; Arthropoda; Insecta; Lepidoptera; Noctuidae
Source: the annotation of a GenBank genome assembly
AUGAGUCAACAAACGAGAUUGACUUGUUAUUUCAAAUCAAAAGCCCUGCCGGUCCAAUCAAACAGGUGCGUGAGUUACAAGAUGAAUAAAAAACGUAGUUUGAGUAUGAAGAAGCCAGCAAGUCGAAGUACUUCAUCUACUCAGAUAUGUGAGACACCACAGACUCCAAAGAAGAAGGAAGUUACAGUGAAGCAAGGGGAGGAAACUAUAACUUUGUCAAGUGACAGCGAGGAGGAAGGAACUCCGGUGAAGAAGCCAUUCAAAGGAAUAUCUGUGAGAAGUAUAGAGUCACUAACAGCCGGUGCUACUCCAGCUUUCAACUUAAAAUCUCCCAACUCCAGUUUUGUAGAUCCAGACAUAUCAGACUCUUCACCGACUGCAUUUGUGUAUAACUUGUCUCCUGGAGCUGUGCUUGGCCCACCACCCACAACUCCCAAAUCUGCAAGUCCAGGAUCAAGUUCAAAAUAUUUCUCACCAACCAAAAAGAGGCUUUCAAAAACAAAAUCUCCUGCUAAAAGAAAUUUGGCAAACCAAUUUGGGGAAAAAGCUUUUACUCCCAGCCCUCCAGACAAUUUUCUCUAUCAAGCAGACCAACUGGAUGAUAAAACUUCCUUCCUCAUGACUAUUAUUGAUAAGUACCUCAACUCUGAUACUCUAAGACCGUUCCUGGCAGAAGAAUCACAAAUGCUCUUAGAGAAAUGUACAAUAGUAGCAAACCCUGGGAAGGAUCUGAUUUGCCGCUUGUACUGGCGCAAACCUACUUGGUACCGUCUGGACUCUCUUGCAGAAAUUAUGAAUAAUAAAAAAGAAGUGAAGAUAAGCACUCCAGAUAUGUUAAACUUGCUGUCCAGCAUGGAAACUUAUGGCUUUCUCACUGCAGCUGGUACUGAAGGUGACUCGAAACUGGAAUUUGAUGACUAUAUGCAACUUUUGAAGCGACCAGAACUUCUGCAAAUAGCUAAAGAGCUAAAACUAAAGAUUCAGAAUAAGCAGGAUGCUAUUGGUGCUCUGAGGAAUUACUGUAAACUUAAACCUAUUAGUAAUUUCUUGAUAAGGAAGGGGAACAGUGUCAAUGAUAACAGCCACAGAGUUUUAGCUAUCCUAAAAUCAAAAACGGGUCGUUGUUACAAAAUGUCACAGUUAGCUCAAGAUACCUUUUACAAGCUGUAUGUGUUAAUGUACUUGGGCAUGGACUACAGCAUCAUAAGGGAUCGGCAACUGGAACUGGUCUUGCUAUACGACAAAAUUAAAAGAGAGAUGUAUCCGGUCGACAAAGAUAUGGUUGUUGACGAUGCGAGCUGUGUGUUCCAAGAUAAAGAGGAAUUUGACAGGUACAUUGAAGCACAUAAAUUAUACGAGAGCUAUUUGGAGAAACCUUCAGAAGAAAAGCAUCUAAUAAUAAAACAAGCUCAUGCCUUGUACAAGGGACUGGGAGAGGAGCUUAUGCAACGGUACAAAUCAUUACCACCAUGGCUGCGCAGAUUCACACCACCAGAUCUGUACAUCAAAUUAAUGGCCGGUGGAGUUGAAGAACUGAAGAAAUCCAAAACUGAGGAGCAUUAUAUGUUAGCAGUGGAGAUACUGGAUACUAUACUUGGCCAGAUCGGGUUCAGGCAACACAAAAGACAUAAGUGGUACUCGGAGAAGGCUCUUAUACUACACAGUCAUUUGAAUAGCCCCGAAAGUGCUGCAAAGACAUUACUAGAAGGUCUAAAUUCGGAGAACAUGUUUGAAAAUAUGAAAGACGCGCUACGUCCUCGCGCGCUGAAGCUCGCCAACCAACAGAAUAUAGACUUGAAGGAAACAUUGAGAAAUGAACUGCAGAAGCAUGGAGAGAAACAGACUGUGAUUGAGAACAGGCUGCCAGGAGACCAUAUACACAAGCAACCCAUUGAUAACCACAAUCAGAGAGGCAAGCUGAAGUUCGAGGUGCACUGUGCAGAGGGUCGAGGCACUGUCACUGCCGAGGAGUACUGCAUCGCUCACUAUGUUAAUAAUGGAGAGUACUCCAAGGGAGAGCACUUGGAAGGCCGUAUAGUGUCAACGAUUUACACAGCGUUGUUCUGGGACAUUAUAUACUGCAAGCCACGUGGUUUGACCGGUAUCUUCAUGAAUCAUUACCAGCGCUACCCACUCGAUAUGUUUUCAACCAACUUCUAUACAAACCGUGAGACUCAGAUAGACGAGAGGCUGACUUUCAUACAAGAGUGUACUGAUCAACUAUUGGUGGAUUUCUUGAAAAACCAAUGGGAUGCACGGCCUGAAACCGUAAUAUCCGACAUGCAGCGAUCUAUUGGUUGGGAGAACAUUUGUGAAGUAGUGCUCUGUCUGCGGCCGCGCGGGGUCGCCGACAUAUGUCGUCGCCUGGCACUCGACUAUGGAUACUGCCGCAGUGGUUUCCCUGACCUUACUCUCUGGAACAUAUCCACUAGAAAGAUAAAGUUCGUCGAAGUGAAGACUGAUGCAGACAAGCCGUCGGUGAAGCAGUUGCAAUGGCUCCAGUAUCUGAUAGACCAUGGGAUUGAUGCCGGCUUCUGUUACGUAGGAGUCAACACUACUCGCUCCAGAGCCAGACCUUCCGCGUCAAACCUAGAUUAG